Molecule: messenger RNA, 2927 nt
Organism: Microbotryum saponariae
Lineage: Eukaryota; Fungi; Basidiomycota; Microbotryomycetes; Microbotryales; Microbotryaceae
Source: the annotation of a GenBank genome assembly
AUGUCCCUUGGAUGCCACGCAGCCACGACGAUGACUUCAAGAGCAUUGAUAUCGAGAUGCAGUUGCACAAUCGCAUCAUCGCGAUCGCUGGCUAAUACCCGACACCACCCCGCUUUGGCCUCUUCGAACUUCUGCUCCUCAUCGUCGACCUCGAUCCCGGCGCCGAGACCCUUCUCGUCGUCGAAUCCCAGCUCGGCGCCGUACUCAGACUACCGAGAUCGGAAUAAAGACCGCGACCGAGACCGUGCUUAUGAUCGAGACCCGAGAGGGAAUGACCAGAACCGAGGCAGGGACGAUACCCGCCCUACCCAAUCCUACCCUGCCAGGAGGAACCCAACCUCUCCGACGUCCUCGCUCUCGUCGUCCACGUCAUCACCAUCAUCGACCUUCUCAGCUCGCGAAUUGUCGGCCCAAUACCCCUUGAGGUCCAACUCCAUCAAACACACUCGCCACGACUCGGACAGACCUACGCCGACGUUGCAGCCUCGUGUCGGACGAGCCCUUCGCGAAUGGCAGAAAUUGUCACCCGAGGAAAGGAAGCGCGAGGACAGGGCUCGCGAAAGGCUGCUCCGAACGAUGAGCCCCGAGAAGCUGUACGCCUUGGAGAGGGAACGCGCGAGGUUGAUUCAGACCAACUUCGAAAAGAGGGAUGCCGAAGAGAGGCAGCGAUUGCUCAAUAGUGCUAAGAACGUGGGAGCGACAGGGGUCGUCAGGAGGGUGAGCCAAUUGACAUCGACGUCGCCGUCCGGGAACAGCCGAGAGAUGGUGCCGGGCCGAGUCAACUCUCGGCUGUUGACGUACAGGAACUCGGACCGAAAUGCGGUACGCCCCGUUGUCCGGGGCGGAGUGCAACCCUCUUCCUCGGCCCAACGUAGACCGGCUAGGAAACAACCUCGAGCCCUCAAAAAAGUCACCCUUCCCACCACCGUUCGUCUCGAAAAUCUCACGCGCAUCCUCGGAGUACGGCUACCAACCUUGCAAAAGGCGAUGCAACGCAUCGGACUGGACAACGUCCGGCCCGAGCGCCUCUUGACCGCCGAGGACGCCUCCCUCGUUGCUCUCGAACUCAACUUUGAUCCCACCGUCGACGACGAGGCCGCGUUCGAUCUUUACCCUUUACCCAUCCUCGACGAAAUCGAGCGACCGCUGAGGCCACCAAUCACAGGCAUCUUUGGUCACGUCGAUCAUGGCAAGACUUCUUUGCUCGACGCACUGAGGCAAACCACCGUUGCCAAGGGUGAAGCGGGAGGGAUCACACAACACAUCGGUGCAUUCGAAGUCGAGGUUGAUGCCAUCGUUCGCAACCUCAGCAACGGCGGCAAGGACGGUGCCGUUCCCACUCCGUCUUCGAUCGAGCCCGACUCAGGCGCGACCAUUACGUUCCUGGAUACACCCGGCCAUGCUGCGUUCACGGCCAUGCGAGAACGUGGAGCAAGCGUGACCGACGUCGUCGUACUCGUCGUCGCUGCUGAUGACGGCGUGAAACCUCAAACCGAGGAAGUCAUCGGUCUCAUCAAGAGUGCCGAUGUCGGCGUCGUGGUCGCCAUCACUAAAGUUGACAAGCCUGGAGUGGAUACGGUAAGCUUCCACGCAUUGUUGCGGUCAUUCGAUCCUCGCUGACAUUGCUAAGAGCUUAUUUGCACCAGCUCAAGGUGAAGCAAGAAUUGAUGGCGGCCGGCGUGGAGAUUGAAGAUUUCGGCGGCGACAUCCCCUGCGUUGAGGUAUCUUCUGUCACAGGGCAAGGUCUGCCCACCCUCGUCGAGACAAUCUCUGCGAUCGCCGAGAUCCGCGAAUUGCGAGCCGAGCGAUCCGGCCGAGUGGAAGGUCGCGUCAUCGAGUCCAGGGUUGAAAAGGGGCGAGGUAACGUUGCGACGGUGUUGGUGAUGCGGGGUUGCUUGAGAGCGAGCGCCAGUCUCGUCGCGGGGACGACUUGGUGUCGAGUUCGAUCGCUUAUCCCUCCGACGGGCAAAGCGGUCUCACUCGUUUACCCUGGCCAACCGAUCGAGGUGACGGGAUGGAAAGAUUUGCCUAGCGCGGGCGACCUCGUCCUGGAAGCCGUCAACGAGGACGAGGCUAAGCGAGCGGUCACGAACCGCGUCAAGAAGAUCGAACAGCAGAAGCUUUGGGAAGAGGUUGAAGUCAUCAAUGAGAAGCGCAAGGUCGAUUCGGAGGUGGAGCUGAUCCGGAGGGAGGAAGAGGCCAAAGCCAAAGCCAAAGGGCUGCGUAGGAACGCCGUGAUGUACGCUGGACAGGCUGCGGUCGAGGAAUUGACGGGCGGUGAAGGUGCGGGUGUCAAGGAGUUGAUCCUCCUCAUCAAGGCCGAUGUCAGUGGUACGGUCGAGGCCGUCGUUGGAUCGCUCGAAGGGAUCGGCAACUCGGAAGCCAAGGUCAAGAUCGUCAGCUCGGGUGUCGGCGAUGUGCAGGAGUCGGACAUCGAGAUGGCCCGAGCGAUAGGUGGCGCCGUCGUUGCGUUCAACGUGCGCACCCCUGCAUCCGUCAUGAAACUCGCCGCUCGACCGCCACAUCCCGUUGCCGUCUACGCCUCAUCAAUCAUCUAUCGCCUCGUCGAUGCGAUUCGCGCCGCUGUGGCCGACUUACUCCCCAAGACGAUCGAGGUGCGCGUUCACGGUGAAGCGCUCGUCCAGCAACUUUUCUCCAUCACCAUCAAGGGUGUCAAGGUCCCCAAGGUCGUCGCUGGGUCCAAGAUCUCGAACGGGGUCUUCCAAAAGACUCGAAAGGCUCGCGUGGUGAGGAAUGGUGAAGUCAUCUUUACUGGCACUGUGGAUACGCUCAAGCACGUCAAGAAGGACGUGACCGAACUCACCAAGGGAGUCGAGUGUGGUAUUGCUUUGGAAGGUUUCGAAGGCUUCCAGGAGCAAGACUUGAUUCAGAGUAUCGAGGAGAUCGAAGUAGCGAGAACUCUCUAG